Molecule: messenger RNA, 8442 nt
Organism: Bombus pyrosoma
Lineage: Eukaryota; Metazoa; Arthropoda; Insecta; Hymenoptera; Apidae
Product: GTP-binding protein RAD-like
Exons: 9
Coding region: 802-2388 (528 amino acids)
Cellular component (GO): plasma membrane
Molecular function (GO): GTP binding; calcium channel regulator activity; GTPase activity
Source: RefSeq, a predicted model, not a curated record
UUUCGGGGUGAGUCACGCUUGCGCAAGCCGCGUGCACUUAGCGAAGCUAGAACGGCGCGCAACAAUCAUGCGAGCUUCAGUUUUCACCAAGUUCUCGCCGGGGUUGAACGAUCGUCGCUCGGCUCAUCUUUCGACAAUCAUCGUGAGAUUAUUUCGUCCGUGAAAAACGAAAAUUUCAUCUUCGUGUCACGCAUCUUCGAGCCGUGAUCCCACGUGUUAGUCGAUCAGAAACAACGCCAGGAAUUCGUAUGAAAGUUCUUCUCCAUCCACGUGAGAAGCUUCACCCUCUGUACCGCGAUCCCUUGAUCUUCCUACGCGUUUAGAUACAGUGUAUCCAAAGAAGAACCGCUGACUUUUUACAUUUUAUAAAAACGUCUUUUACGAACAUCGAAUAUCGUGACAGUUUCAACAACUUUUUACGUUCGUCUCCACGUUUCGUCAGCGAAGAGAUCGGAAGAUCUAGUCAAAAGCGAACGUUUUGAACUUCUCCGCCUUUUCUUGUCUUGUCUUCUUUUUUUUUCUGCGAUUAGAAUUUCUAUCUAAGAUGGCAGAAAUUUUGCCGUUUUUGUCGCUGUAGAAUCGAACGAAAGACAGAGAACGGUGAUUUUCACAAAUUUGUCGUUUCUUUUCUUUUCGGGAGACUUCUCCUUUUUUUUUUUUUUUAAUUUAAGACUCGAAGAGUUUCGCGAUUUCGUGGUGAAUUUUAACGAAACGACGAAUGAACGAGAGAUGGGGAAAAAUGCGUAGAGAAAACGCGAGUUAAAUUGUCGCGAUUUCUUAAAAGACCGAGUGGUGUACUAUAUGGCAACAUCAACCGUGUCGGGACAUCAUGAACCUGUCAAGGAAAAUUCCACGGAGCUUCUUGAUCGGAUUUCCAUGAAUAGUUGCCCGCCAAGUAGUUUUCCAGACAAUUUUCAAGACUUCUUCGCCGCACUUAACGAAGACUCGGACGAUCUGCCCAGCAUGCUCGAGGAUAAGUUGAUACCCAGAAAACAGGAGGCCUCGAACUCCGAAUCGAAGAGCAGACGAUGGAGCAAAAGGGCGUUUCAGAGGAGAAGCAGCGAGGUGGAGGUUCGUCUGCAUCGCACCUCCUUCACAGGAUCCCAAGGACACUCGAGCGUCGAUGGUCCAAAGUCGCCGACUCCAUCCAGACGUCGUAGCUCUAGCAUAGCGGUAGCCAGGCCGACUCCUGACUUGCACAGGAAACUAGUUGGCCCUUUUUUACACCACAGUAUCAUACAGUUUCUACAAGCAGAGACCGGUCCUUGGGGUCAUUUAUCGCCCUCACCGAGGAGUCCCACAAGAACCCCGGCCAUAAGUCCUGGAACAGCGUCCUCUUCGUCUCACUUGAGUCCAGGCACGAGCCCAGGCGGACCAAGUCCAACCAGUCCAGCUGGUACAGCUGGUUCAGCGUCAGGAUCCCGAGCUCCAGGACCAAAGCAAUAUCGCGGAAGGACCAGCAGUAUGCCGGCGGUUCCACGACACAGACCGAUGCUCGCUGAAACGAAACGCGGUGGCGCCAGCGGGGCCGAUGAGGGAGAAGAAGAUGGAGUGGAAUAUUACAGGCUCAGGUCGUUUUCCAUAACAGCGAAUGGGGUCUAUAACCUCGGCGAUUCGCUGAAGAGCCGACGUAGCAAGAGUAUCAACAGCGUCACAUCCUCUGGCACUAGCUGCAGCAGCACCAGGGAGGCCAGGUUAUUGAGCUCGGCGUCACAGCUUUCAGGCAUGGAAGCAGAGGAAGACACGAGCAACGAACGAGUGGCCACUUAUAAAGUCGGCAUGCUGGGUGCAUCCGGGGUUGGGAAAACCGCCCUCACCGCCCAGUUCACCACCAGCGACUAUAUUUGCGCCUAUGACACUUCCCUGGACGAGGAAUACGGACAGAAAAGUGUUUCCGUGAUGCUCAAUGGCCAAGAAACAGAAUUAGAAAUCAUAGAUCACCCCACGGCGGAGAUGUCGGUGGAAACGUUCUGCUCGACGUACAAUCCGGACGUUUACGUGGUGGUUUACUCGGUGGUGGACAGACGUAGCUUGAAAAUGGCCGAAGAUACGUUGAUGUAUCUAUGGAAGAGCGAUUAUAUGGCUAGUCGUGGCGUGAUUCUCGUCGGCAACAAAGUGGAUCUCGAGAGGAAACGGGAGGUUCCAUCCGUUGUUGGCCGACGUUUGGCGAACAACUGCGGCUGCAAGUUCAUCGAAACGUCGUCAGGGCUUGCCCAUCACGUGGACGAGCUGCUGGUCGGCAUCCUAGCGCAGAUUAAGCUGAAUCCACAACGGGACCGCGACCAGGCAACCAGACGAAGAAGGAGCAAGCAUCGUAGAAGGAUCUUGAAACACCUGUUGGGCUUCAAAAGGAAAACGAAAAGCUGCGAGGACCUGUUCGUCCUCUAACGUUUGCCCGGCUCGAAGUAACGAUUAAGACGAAUACGUGAAAAUUAGGUUUGUCGAUCUUGUCUGAUUCUUCUUUUCUGUGUACGUGAGAAUCGAUAUAUAGGGAUGUAUAAAAAAUGCUGAGAUUAAACCUAAGGAACACGUAGUAGUCGUUAAAAUAAAGAAUAAGGAAAGCAUCGUAUAAAUAGGGCGCGGAUAUUUAUGCGAGCAUAUUUUUAUGAAUAAGAUAAAAGUGUUAUCUAGAUGGACGGUUCAAUUUUAUUUAAUGAACGUUACGAUGUAUUUAUUUGUGCGUGUUUGCUUCUUACGUGGCAUUUUGCGUAUUUCGCCGCCAGCUUUCGAUAUUUUCAAUUCCACGUAAACGCAUAAAAAUCCGCAAUGUACUUGUAAAUAUAGAUACGAAAAUCAUUAUUUCUCGAGACACGCCACAUUUUUCAACCGCAAAUUAUCCUUAUUAAUUUAUAUGCGUUUCCUUCGUAUAUUAUUUUAUCACGCUUUUAUUAUAUUAUCAGACAAUGUUAAUAAUAUGGUAACGUAAUGCGACAUAAGCGUAAUAAUUCAUUUUAUUAUUCGAUACUCAAGUAACAACGAGAGAAAAUCUAAUUAAGUUUUUGAAUAACGUCAAGGGAAUGAAAAUAUGUAAAAAUUUGCCGAUUAAUUUCUGGCCCCUUAACAGAAGCCUCUCGCGCGCCUCUGAAGAAAUGAAACUCGAGAAUAGUAUAAUCCCUCGCACUCUCGAUAUUUUAUUUAUCUUUGCAUACUAAAUGUAUCCUGUGCGUUUUCGCGCUCUUCAAUUUUCCAUGAAUACAUAAACUUACCAUCUAUGAUAAUAAUAAUUUUCGUACCAAUAUUUCUUAAUACCUUCUUUCUUACUGUAACAACAAUAACAACAACAAUAAUAAUAAUAACGAUAACAAUAUCAAUCGCCCAUAGCGACCUUAUCUCAGUAUUUUCUACUCCUAUAUUCUAAUUAUUCUUAAUUUUAUUCGUCGAAACAGAAGGCUCUUGCUUCUCACAUUGCUUGUACAAAAUAUUCAAAGUUGAUUUUUGUCUAAUUUCUUGUAUAUUAAUUUCGCUUGCUCUUUCUCGAUUAUUAACAGUACUUCAGGACGAUAUUCCGUUUGUAAUAUGCAAUCUACGCGCUGAGUACCGUGCACAUUUGUACAAUAUAUGCUGUUUGGUUUCUAGUUCGUAGUUAUUGCACAUCGCAGCAUUUUCCUAAUCCACUGCUGAAAUAUAUCGCCUCUACAGCUUAAGAUAAUUUCACCCCAUCCGUUCGGUGUAAGCCCGGCUACGUCUCCUCUUAUCGUCGUUUUUAUUUUACCGAGUACUAUAUGUUCCAACUUCUGGAUAAUUUGACUCCAACUUCUUUCGACACCCUGCGUAGCAGGAAGAAGCUGAAAUCCGACCGAAAACCGAAUACGAAAUUAACGUAAGCCGUAAGCGUGUAAUAAAACGUUGGAAAAAUACCAGGAGUCUGAGAAAUAUCGUUUAUCGAGAAGAGAAAGCAGAUUGCGGAGAAAUAUUUUCCUUGGAACCACGUGCAACGGUAUUUCAGAUCUUUUUUAAUGGGAUUCAGUUUGCACCAUUCCGAUCGGGCUUGAAUAAAUCGAAAUCGAUUUGAACGAAAUUGAACUGGCAGAGAGAACAUCCCCGAGGAAACACAGAUCUGGGAAUGAGAUCGACGAAAAAAAGUAUAAUGUAUACUUUGUAUACUACGCGCGUGAUAUUUUCAAUUUCGUACGCGUUUGAUUUCAAAGGGAGAGAGAAAGGGAGGACACGGAGAUCCGCGCACGAAUCGACCAAAGUAUGAAUUUAUCAGGGAUGUUCCCGGCGAGAUUCUCUGCAGAGUUUCCACGUGUUGCCGAUGCCACGGCUCCUGCUUCGUGCUAAACGUUAAUGUAAAAAUACGAUUUGAAAUGACCGACUUCGAAAUUUUAUUGCAAAUUGUACAUUCCUCGAUAUUCCUUUUGUUCGUCCUGCUUUAUAUGUAAAUUCUUAUAUGAACAAAAAUUGAGAAAUUGGUUAAUCAGAUAAUGUAAAUUCCUAUGUACACUAAAAUUGAGAAAUUGGUUAAUCAGAUAAUGUAAAUUUUUAUGUAAACAAAAAUUGAGAAAUUGGUUAAUCAGAUAAUGUAAAUUUCUAUGUAAACUAAAAUUGAGAAAUUGGUUAAUCAGAUAAUGUAAAUUUUUAUGUAAACAAAAAUUGAGAAAUUGGUUAAUCAGAUAAUGUAAAUUCCUAUGUAAACAAAAAUUGAAAAAUUGGUUAAUCAAAUAAUGUAAAUUCCUAUGUAAACAAAAAUUGAGAAAUUGGUUAAUCAGAUAAUGUAAAUUCCUAUGUAAACAAACAUUGAGAAAUUGGUUAAUCAGAUAAUGUAAAUUCUUAUGUAAACAAAAAUUAAGAAAUUGAUUAAUCAGAUAAUGUAAAUUCCUAUGUAAACGAAAAUUGAGAAAUUGGUUCAUCAGAUAAUGUAAAUUCCUAUGUAAACUAAAAUUGAGAAAUUGGUUAAUCAGAUAAUGUAAAUUCCUAUGUAAACAAAAGUUGAGAAAUUGGUUAAUCAAAUAAUAUAAGAAUUUACAUGAAGUUAAACGAACGUACAGUUUUUAAUUAAAUUUUGAAACCGGUUGUGUGACCGGGUCUGGUAAAGUCAGUGUCGAGGAUUAGAAGAUAAAAGCUUUGAAGGAAAGAACGACUAUUUGUCGUACCAUAUCAACGGUGUACUUUAUCCUUCUUGUGAAUUAGUUCGUUUCACGACAUUACGGGAGAAGAACGUGAUAAGUAGACUACUGCGGAUUUUUAUGCAAAUUCGCAUCUUCAUGAAUGCUACUAAGAAAAAAAAAAAAAAAAUGAGAACCAGACAGAAAUAUGCUGCAUCCGUUGAUCGUAUUUGCGAAGAGUAUCGUACAUUCGAUAUUUUCUAUAUACUUGCGUAUUGUCCGCGCGCUAUUCUUUUCUGCGCGCUUUACAUUUCUCGCAAGGAAAAUUCGCAGUCAACGAUAGGUCAGGUUUUCCGUUUCUAUUAAAAUUCCCCCGUCGAUUUGUUUUUGCAGCUAAACAAAAUAAACGAAGCUACGUGUUCCAAAACAGAGCACAGAUCCAUCGAUCGCUAGAAUCUCACAGAAAAUCGGUUUCUUUCGUUUGUAUCGAAAUGUUAGAAUAUCAUCAUAUUAAAUUGUACCAAGACGUUCGUUUGCAAUCGUAAAAUGCCAUUAGACUUUUUAAAAAGAAUCGAUCAAAGUGUUUGCAGUCUUAUCGUGUCUUCCCUGUAAUUUUCAAUUGUUUACAAAAUUUUCUGUCUUAUGUAACGUUCAUUGUAUAAACUACAUAAAAGUGAAAUUCCCUUCUUCCAGUUGGAAACAAUUUGAUGGAAGCAGAAAUGGGAAACAAAAGUCGUAGAAAAACGGACUAACGCUUAUUAUAAUUAAUAAUAAUUGAAUAAGCUUAUUCAAAAACAAAUUGUAAAUCCUAACAAUCUUUGCAAAGCCUAAUUAUUUACUCGUUGGAAUAGCCCUUACAAUUACUUCGUUACAGUUAUCAAUAUUAUCCAGCCAUAAUUAUACCAUUUUAUUUACAUACAUUUUCAAUUUAUUCCUAAAUGUAAGAAAAUCGAGUGUUAUAAAUUCUUCGACGUUCUAGCGCUUCUUCUUUCCGCAUAUUUGUCCGCUACCAUAAAUAAGAUUUCUCUAACGAUCCUUGAAACUAUACAGCGACGAAAGCCAGGCGAACUUAUUAUACGAUCCACUACGUAUAAGCGUAAAAAUCGAAACGAAUAACAUUUACGAGACCGAAAGCAACGACUGAUAAAUUGUUGUUCUUGCGAAUUGUUACUCUACAUAACGACAACAUGCUUCGAAUAAUUGUAAGAAGAAACGAAAGAGAAGCAGAGGGAACGAAAUGCGUUUUAAAAUGUAUUUUAGACGAGGCGAGAAAACGUAUAUUCAUGAAUUUAUCAGUAAUCGAUGAACGAUUAUCCGUGAUCAACGUUACAUCGGCUUUUCUCAUCGUAAUUGCGUUUUUUCUUUUUCUUUUUUUUCACUAACUUCUAAGCUUCCGCUGUAAAAUAAAUAGGAUGUUGGAGCGUUGUUAUCGCUGUGGUAUUCAAUUUCCAGGAUUCGUUAUAAGCUAAGCUUCGAUUUCAACGAUUGGAAGAUUUCGUAUCCUGUAAAUCGAUUCGAGAUAAGCGUGAUUGUAUUUUAAGCUUCGACUCAUGGGACCCGAUAUGGACAUACGAAUAAAGUUGCUGCGUACGAUAAUCUUGUCGCUCAUUUAAAAUAAGGUUUAAAGUAAGCUUCCUUUUCUCGUGUUUAAAUAUUUGACAUUUGUUCGUAUCUUCGUUUCAUUCCAAAACUGUCUGAAAAUCUCUGUCGAUGCUUGUAGUAUUUUAUUUUAAUCCAUAGCCUCCUUAUAUUGUUUACAAUAUGUACUGUUUCAAUGUUAUUUUUAACGUUGUGUAACUUGGGCAAGAAUCAAAUUUUAAAAAUUAAACAGAGAGCGAUUCGAUGUGAUAUAAUUUUGAAUUACGUUAAUGAGCGAGCAAUAGAUGAAUACAUCGAUCAACUUAUUAAUACGGAUUAAAAUACAGAUGAUUUUUAAAAAUUUCAAUACCCAUUAGGUCCAUUAAGCGUUUCGUGCAUUAUUUUAUUUGUUGUGUUCAUAUCACGUUAUGCGAAGAUUCUCAAUGUACAUCGAAGUUUAAAAUAAAUAUUAUAUAUCAUACAAAUUCGAAACGGUUCUUCUACAAAUUUUUACACUUUUUUUUAACUUCGAUCAUUGCUCGAAAUUGAUAAACAAUCCGUGUCAAGAUAUCAAAUAAAUUUUCCAAAACUGUUCCCACUGACACCUGCUAAAUUAAAAUCCCAUUUAUCAUCAUGUACGCGAUCGAACUAAAAAUGCGAAAAUUUAAUGAAAUAUGUUUAAAAACAAAAGCAAAUGUCGACCAAUCUUCGAUCGAUAUCAAUGUUACCUACCGAACAAUUGUAUUACCUUCGUAUACGUUCCACAGCUUACUCGUGUUCGAUUCAAUUUUCAAUUCGAUACUCUGUCGUUUUUCUUCGUGUGAUAACACGUGAGACCUCAUCGCCGUCAACAGUACGAAACUACAAAAUAUGAAGCAAUAUACAAAAUACGAUCUUAUAAAUAAUUGGUUAAUUUAUUUGAUUGUUAUUAAACUACGAAGAAAUUAAGUUAUGGCGUAGUGUGUUCUAUUCGUAGCUCGUUAACAUCACCAACACGUUUGUAACAUUUCCUCGGAGCUCGUACGAGGCAUAAAAUGCUACUAUAAAAUACAAUGUGUCCCAGUUUUGUUCCCACGAAACUUUAUCGACACACAGCCAGGGAUAGAUUAUGUCGGUCCACAUUAUAAUUACAUUUUAAAAUAUUGUCCGCUAUUUAAGAACGCAGCACUGGCGUCUAGGACAGCAAAUCGAAUCUAUCGCGUUACUAAAUUUCUUGCUCACUUUCCUCGAUAGCGGCAAAUACGUCGGAAAUCCUUCGCGAUAACUCCUAACGCCAUCUUAAUUCGUCUUUAACGACCAUCUCUCUUCGUGGUUACAGCGACGAGUGAAAGUCCAUUGGCGCGAUAUCCGAUGAUCUCUGGAGCAAAAGAAUCGAUCCUCCUCCACCUCUAUCUAUUGUCGAGGCUAAUGAUCGUUUAAACAUUGCCAGCAUUGAUUGACCGAAUCAACGACCUCUACAAGUAGAUAUCAGAAACAGAUAGCGGUAAUGCUUUAUUAAUUACGCUGUGCCGACGAAACACCAGCCCCUUAUCUCCUGGUAUUUUCUUUUAGAUAACUUUAAUAAAGCGUUUUACAUAUUUCUUUGCUUAUCCAUUUUACUUGUAUGCUGGUAAAGUUUCGCGGAAAGAAACCCUUCAGGACACGACGUACUAAUUAUAUACACAAAUUUAAGUAUACGCUGUUUUAAAUUUCACUGUUUGAAAGCGAGAAUUAAAGAGUUGAAGAAUCUAAUUGUAAUGUAAAACCGGAAGUGCAGCGAAACCCAAAAGGCUGGGUCUAUGUAAAUGAAAAAUAAUAAACUAUAUGCUGUCCAAAGGGA